CGCGCCCGCGCCCCGCCCCGCGGUCCCAGCCCGGCCGGGCCUCGUCCUCGGCGGCGCUGAGGGCGCCUCCUUCGCACCGGGAGGGCUCGUGGGCGUUGCUGGGGGGCACCGAGCCCCGAACAGGAAUGUUAUGUUUUUAAACAAGCGGUCAAACUGCUGAAAAGCCAGAGCUAGACCCAGCAAUGGACUAACGAGGUGUGCAGCAAGAUGGGUUGAGAGCACAGUUGCCUUAUUCCACCUUCUUUGCUUCAGAGAGCACUAUCUAAAUGGGUUUGUCAAGUUGGCGAGGAAGAACAGACAACCUCUGGUGGAGUUUCUGUUUUCUGUUUUCAACAAGUGCUGGCUGAGGUGAAACUUCCUGCAUCUUGUGAGGAGCAUGUAUAAAAGGAAUGAGCUCAUGGCCAAUGUGAUGGUCACCUCCGCCACUCCAGAGGGUAGUAGCAGCUCAGAUUCUCUGGAAGGGCGAAGUUCAGAUUAUGCCAAUAAAAGCUAUGAUGCAGUUGUAUUUGAUGUGUUGAAAGUAACUCCUGAGGAGUUUGCUAGCCAGAUAACGUUGAUGGAUAUGCCAGUUUUUAAAGCUAUACAGCCUGAGGAACUAGCCAGCUGUGGAUGGAAUAAGAAAGAAAAACACACCCUCGCUCCAAAUAUUGUUGCCUUUACUAGAAGGUUUAACCAGGUCAGUUUUUGGGUUGUACGAGAAAUAUUAACAGCACAGACCUUAAAAAUAAGGGCAGAAAUACUGAGCCAUUUUGUGAAAAUAGCUAAAAAGCUUCUGGAGCUGAAUAAUCUUCAUUCCCUUAUGUCUGUGGUUUCAGCAUUGCAAAGUGCACCUAUCUUCAGGCUGACCAAAACUUGGGCUCUUUUGAAUCGGAAAGACAAGACAACCUUUGAGAAGUUAGACUAUUUACUGUCUAAGGAAGAUAAUUAUAAAAGGACACGAGAGUACAUCAGAAGCUUAAAAAUGGUUCCUACAAUUCCAUAUUUAGGAAUUUAUCUCUUGGAUUUAAUCUACAUUGAUUCUGCAUAUCCUGCUUCAGACAGCAUAAUGGAGAACGAACAGAGAUCCAAUCAAAUGAACAACAUUCUCCGAAUAAUAGCUGAUCUGCAAGUAUCCUGCAACUACGAUUAUCUCACAACACUUCCCCAUGUGCAAAAGUAUUUGAAGUCUGUCCAUUACAUUGAAGAACUUCAGAAAUUUGUAGAAGAUGACAAUUACAAAUUAUCUUUAAGAAUUGAGCCAGGUAACAGCUCUCCUCGACUGGUUUCCUCCAAAGAAGAUCUUGCAGGUCCAUCUGACAUUUCAGCAAUUAUGAAAUUCAGCAGGAGACCCACAUGUCCUGAUGCCUCAGUAGCAGCAAAUCUACCUACACCUCCUGUACCAAGGCACCGGAAGAGUCACAGCCUGGGAAACAAUAUGAUGUGUCAGUUGAGUGUCGUGGAGAGCAAAAGCGCCACCUUCCCAACAGAGCGGCCAAGGCACCUGCUGGACGACAGCGUCCUGGAGAGCCACAGCCCCGCGCGAGGCCCCGCGGCCGGGGCGCGCCUGGCCAACGGCAUCUCCAUAGAUAGCAGUGAAAGCUCAGAAUUUAGUGAGGAGCUGCCGUCAGGGCUUGAAAGGGGUCGUUUAUAUGCCACGCUGGGGCCUAACUGGAGGGUACCGAUCCGGAAUUCUCCUCGGAGUCGAAGCUGUGUCUACAGCCCAACGGGUGCGUGCAGCUGCACAGCAGGUGGUUCCACAGGGGUCAUUACCAUUGAAGGGCCUUUAAGAAGAAAAACACUGCUCAAAGAAGGCAAGAAACCUACUCUGUCGUCAUGGACUAGAUACUGGGUCAUGCUUUCAGGAUCAACUCUUCUCUACUUCGGAGCAAAAGCUUUAAGAGGCACUGAAAGAAAACAUUAUAAAUCUACACCUGGGAAAAAAGUCUCCAUUGUGGGCUGGAUGGUGGCACUGCCUGACGACCCAGAGCAUCCUGAUAUUUUCCAGCUAAAUAACCCUGACAAAGGCAAUGUUUACAAGUUUCAGACUGGCUCAAGGUUUCAUGCGAUAUUAUGGCAUAAACAUUUGGAUGACGCGUGCAAAAGCAACAAGCCUCAGGAAAUUGGUGUGACAUCUUUCAUCAAGGAUACAUCCCUUUGGAGAGACACAGCUUUGACUCUGAAAGAGAACCGUGUUGGCAAUAAAGAUACUGUGUCUGAGAUCUCUAUAACUUACGACCUUUGGCACUAGAAAAGAAAAUCCCACCGCAGAACUCCUAUGAAUGCCAACCUUGUAUUUCAUUGUAGAAAUGAUUCAGCUAUCACAGUUAUCUCUAAAAGUAGACAGGACUCCAGUAAACUACUGGAUUUUUAUCAUUGUGUUAUUAUCAAUUUCCCUGUACUUUUUUUAAAAAUUGACUUGCAUUUUUAAAAGGUAAUGGCUAGCUUGUGUUUCUCCGUUUUACACAAGUGAAUUUGGUAUUAAGCGUCGGGAUCGAAUCCAGAGAUUUCGAGAACAGUGCACCACGGCUGAGGUCCUUGUUUUGCACUCGUGCCGUUUGUGCCGUUCAUUCUGGGAGCGUUCCCGCGGGGCCCAGAUUGCGGACCGGGGGAAUCAGCGCUGCGGAGCCGCUGCCGCCCGGAGCUGCGGCAGGGCGGGCAAAGACCCGCUCCCCAAAACGCGCCCCGUUAGCGUCCAGCGAUGCCCCGUCCGCGGUCCAACACGGGGCGGCCCCGACCGAUGCCUCGGGGAAGCCGGGACAGCGGCGGGAGAGGCCAGAAGAGCGGAAAGGCGCGGCCCGUCCCGGGCACCGCUCCGUCCGCGGCCGAACGAGCCCCUCGGGGCCGCGCUCCUUCUGUGCCGAUGCAGCACGGAGGCACCAGCCCGGUUCGAAGGGACGAGCAGCCGCCUCAAGCGUGAACGGACCCUGCUGGGCGUGGGCUCUACCUGAGGCACGGUCGGUGCGGGGGCAGCGCGGCUUCCGCGCCAUCGCCGCCGCCUUCCCGGGCGGGAGGUGAGGGGACCGAGCGCUCCCGCCGACCCCGGGCCGCAGGGGCGUGUUGCGGUUGCUGCUGUCGGUACCGCAGAGGGAGCCGGGUUCCGGUAGCGCCGACCCAGCUUUGGCAGCGGUGCCCCCCCGGGGCUCCGGCCGCUCCGCCCUGCUCUGCCCGCGCCUGGGCCGGCCCCCGGCACAAGAAGCCGGGCGCGCUGCCGGCUGUGAGCGAGCGAGCUGGAUCUGCGGGCAGCGGCACCUGCUCAGGCUCCUGGAACUGGCAGCGCUCGCAGGAGAGGUGCGACAGAUUCGGGGUUUUAUUUCUACUCAAGAAAUAGGAGGGUGGUGAUCAGCUGUGGCAUUAGUUUUCGGUAGUGGGGUUAACCACUUGACGGUAAGUUAAAGGUACAUAUUAAUUGUCCAAACCAGAUUUUCUGAGUCUCUGUCUGAAUUCGUACUAAGGGUGGAGUUUAACUUUAGAUUCGGAGAAUGCAAAUCUUCUCCAAAACAUAGUUCCAGUGUGUAUUGCCGGUUAAUUGUGGCAGGCAGCUCAGCCCUCACCAUUCCUCUUGCAGUGGGAUGGGGAUGGAAUCAGAAAGGCAAACGUGGGAAGUCCUGUGGGUUUUCCCUGAGAUAAAGACAGUUUAAAGGUAAGCAAAGCUACAUGCAAAACAGAAUGUGUAAUGUGUUCAUUAUGUGUCCUUAGCAGGCAUGUUUGUAGCCAUUUCCAGGACUUCCUCAGGUUUAGCAGCGACUUAGGAAGCCAUAUAGUGUCAUGUCGUGUGUGCUUCCCCCUCUCUCCUUCCCCCAGCUUAAAUGGCUGAGCAUGGCAUCAUGUGCUGUGGAAUAGGCCUUUGCUUGGUUUGGUUCAACAGUCCCAGCUGUGUUCCAUGCAAACUUCUUGUGCCACCCAGCUGCUGGGUUGGGAGCCACAGGAGAAACAGAGACAACCUUCACUCUGCGUAAGUACAGUUCAGCGGCAGCUAAGCAUCAAUGUGUUUGAAGCACUUCCUUUGGUCACAAACUGCAACAUCCUGCUAGCUACUGGGAAGAAAAUUAACUCGGUCCCAGCUAAAAAAGUAGAGUGUGGAAGCAAAAAAGUUGAAAUAACAGUCUUUUGCAUGUCAUGCAGUUUUUAUUUUUCCCAAUUUGUUUGAUUUUUCAAUGAACACAAAGUUUAAACGUUUACAAUAGGAGGAGUUUGGUUUAGGGAUUGUAAUGGAAAUUAUACACAGCAGAUUAUAAUGGAGAAGUUUCUCAGUGUAUACAGGAAAUUGUGUGUUUUUUCAGUUAUUUUGUCAGCACAAAAUAAGUACAGCGACUGUAUAUUAUUCUGGCUUACUGUCUUCGUAUUUAGAAAGAAAUAGACAGUUUUAAGUUUUUUAGUGUAGUAUUUUAUUAGUGGAAAAAUACUGCCUUCAGUUUAAUCCUUCAAACAAGAUGCUUCUGGAUUUUAUAAGAGAGGAAGAAUACUGGUGUGUCAAAGAAUCUUUCUGAAAAGAGUAAGCUAUUAAAAGAUUAGCAACAGGCAACAGAAAAAGAUGGUUAAUGAUUGUUAAUAUUUAGAAUUCUUAUUUAGGCACCACUGAUGUGUGGUUUUGAUUUAAAUAAUUAACUAAAGGAUAGAGAAUAAAAUUUUUUAAAAAUGCUAAGUUUUGUAGUGGGGAGUUUUUAGGUAGACUAUGGAUAAACAAGGAUUAAGUUGUUUAUUGUUCUUACACUGCUGAAGCUAAUACUUCAUAUUAGCAACUGAAACUCUGCAGUCACCUUUUGUCAGUUGCCCUCUAUCCUUGCUCUAGACUGGGAGAUAAUGUAAUCAGAUGGGAGUUAUGAAAAAACCUAAUGCAAUGUAGACAUUGUCAAGAUACUGAAAUGAGCAGCAUAAAAAGUCUUCAGCUGUCUCCAUGCGAACAAAACAAAUGACGAAGGACGGCCACAAUGCAGAGAGCACGUCAAGGAGAUUAAUUAUUAGCCAAGAAUGACUCUUGAACUAAAUUAGUGAUUGGUACCAGUUUUUAGUAAGGACAGUGCUAGUUGUGGAGAGUUUUAGAAAGAUGUUGGAAAAAAACAAGUAGAAUGUAGAAUUUGGACAACAAAAGUAAAAAUAACAUCUGAUUUGAAGGUGAUACAAAAAAAUUCCAUUUCAAAAUUCUAAAAUGACAAGCUAUUGGAAGAACCUAUAAUGGGAGAUUAAUAAAUGUGAGCAUAGUGGUACAAUGUGACUAAAGCAUGAGUGAUUCCUUGGUUUAGGACAGGGGAAAAAAAGAUGAUUUAAAUAAAUGAGAGUUUGUAAGUUCAUUCUUGGUCCCAUAUAAGAUUUUAGAGUAAAUUUUAGGACUGUGACCAAUGAAGUAAGGAGAUACAUUGUUAAUUUGUACAGCUCAAUGUAGUGUAAGAUGUCUUACCUACAGCAAGGGGAUUGGAACCAGAUGAUGCUUAAAAGUCCUGUCCAACCCAAGCACGAUUCUAACCACGACAAGAGCUCUUUAUUAUGGCCUUGCUGCAGAAGAAAACACGUUGUGUAACUGCACUUGCUUGACUCACUGGGCAGAUAUAUUAAUUGUUGGCUGAUGACAAGCUCAGAUGUAUCUGUGCAAUAUGUUGCAUCUCUGAAAAAUGUAACUCCUGGCAUGCAUUAAGAAAGAAAAUUUCCAACGAUGAGGGCUUGUUACUUGCCAUUUACAAAUGGAUAAGGUACAGACAUUUCUGGUCUCCUGUGCUAGAGAGUAAUGGAAGCUGGGCCAAGUGCACAGAAAUGAUUGGUGAAGGAAGACUUCCUUAUGACAUGGUUUUACCUUUCCUUUAACUGCUUUGUCGAAUAAAAAGGUAACGAAUAGGAAGAUGAGGAGGUGAUAUUACUGCAGUCUGUCAGGGUACUGGGAAGGAAGAAAGCCUGUUUACAGUUAAGUGGAAUACUGCAAAGUAGCCAUUGAUACCAUUAGCUAAAUUUAGUAUUAAAGCAAAUCUGCAUAAAUAGCGUCAUCUUUACUUGCAUAUCAAUUGGAAUUAAAAAAUACAAAAUCGAAAUGAAGUGAUACUAUAAAAGAAACUCAUUUAAAUAUUCUGAAAGCAUACUUUUAAAGUUAAAACUUGCCAUUUUACCUUCCCUAUAGUGAGGAAAUAUAAAUAUAGUGUUCUUAAUUACACUGACUUCAUGUAUUUUAUGACUACAUAUUUGUGCUAUUUAUCUCAAGAGAGCAAAAUUAAUGAAUCCUUUUGGGGAAACCAUGAAUUUCAUUCAUCAAAUAAUUAAAUACUUCUUGUCUUUAA
Messenger RNA from Oenanthe melanoleuca, 6239 nucleotides. It is a transcript of the gene RALGPS1, whose product is annotated as Ral GEF with PH domain and SH3 binding motif 1. Lineage: Eukaryota; Metazoa; Chordata; Aves; Passeriformes; Muscicapidae. The transcript is spliced from 23 exons. The coding region runs from base 377 to 2227 and encodes 616 amino acids. The record is from RefSeq and is a predicted model, not a curated record. Gene Ontology annotation, molecular function: guanyl-nucleotide exchange factor activity. Gene Ontology annotation, biological process: Ras protein signal transduction; positive regulation of GTPase activity. Gene Ontology annotation, cellular component: plasma membrane.